GCCCCUCAUGCUUUCGAUACACGACAAUUCAGAAGACUCGAAGCAUUUGUGCGACUACGAGGACUAUGACGAGAAUGCUUCUGACGCAGCCGACUGGUCCGAUGAGUCUAGUGAUCUUGAGGAAGACGAACGGUCCGAAGAGGAAGGCGUUUCCGUCUCAGAAGAAGCCGAUGGUGCCAACCCAUCCAAGGACAACGAGGACCGUACCCUCGUCGAGGUCCCUCCUUCGCAUGUUACCUUUCUCGACAUUCAGGCACAGUUCGAGAGUCAGUGGCAACGCACGCCCGUGCCUCCCAAAGUCCACAAGAUUUACAGUAUCACAUGCAGCAAACAGCACAUUGCAAAGUUCGAUCGUUACCAGGCUGAGGUGGGGCAGCGUAUUGGAUUAGCAAACAGGAAUAUAGUACGCUACUGGCACGGGACGACUCGCGCAUGUCGCGUUGGAGACAAUUCGUCGCGACUGAACCCUUGUUCGAGCAGGGAUUGUUCGCUCUGCAGUAUUAUGAAAUGGUCGUACAAUCUACCGGUGAGGAAGGCCUACGCACGCUUUGGCUCAGGGAUCUAUACGUCCUCCACCUCAUCGAAGGCCUUUGACUACCACAGGGAACUCGGAGGAUCUAAAUAUGGCGCUUUACUCCUCAAUGAGGUUGUCGCGGGCAAUCCACUGUGCUUGACAGACAGCUGCCCAGAUUUCACACAGCUACCAUCGGGCUACGACUCCGUGCAAGUUAUCCCCGGAAGAUCCUUGGUCUACGAUGAAUAUGUCGUUUACACGGAAGCGGCGAUUAGGCCGGUAUAUCUUGUCCUUUGCAAGUGAUCCUCUGUAGGCAGCGCAAACUACUUCCUGCUCUCGGGCCAUGGUAUCAGAUCUUCCGUAUCACCUAUGUCUUUCGCAAGUAGAGCCAGUAAACUUGUGCAACCAUGCUCGUGGGAGCGAGCCUCCUGCGAAUGUAUAUAUUGAGAACUGAGUAGGUCGUAGCUCUGUCGUACUAAUAUUCCAUGAAAUACAGUGGGGUAUAGACCUAGAUUUGA
Molecule: messenger RNA, 1032 nt
Organism: Phanerochaete carnosa HHB-10118-sp
Lineage: Eukaryota; Fungi; Basidiomycota; Agaricomycetes; Polyporales; Phanerochaetaceae
Exons: 9
Coding region: 8-817 (269 amino acids)
Molecular function (GO): NAD+ poly-ADP-ribosyltransferase activity
Source: RefSeq, a predicted model, not a curated record